Cyanistes caeruleus (blue tit) is the source of this 5424-nucleotide messenger RNA. NCBI's taxonomy places the organism in Eukaryota, Metazoa, Chordata, Aves, Passeriformes, Paridae. The record is from RefSeq and is a predicted model, not a curated record.
UCUGCUGGGUGCCCCCCGUCACCGGGGGUGUCACAGGGCGGGGGGCACCCUCCUGUCCCCAGGGCUUUGGGGACAGGGAGCUCCUCCUGUCACCGGGUGUGUGACAGCACCGGGCAGCGCUCCCGUCUGAGGUGACCCUGCCCGGUGAGGUCCUGUUGUCGCCGGGUGUGUGACAGGACUGGGUGGGGCUCUGCUGUCACCAAAGUCCUCCUGUCACCGGGUGUGACACCGUGGGUGGGACCGUUCUGGCCCCGGCUGGCCGGCCCAGGGAGGGGACCUGGAGGGGACCCUCCUGCCACCUCCUUAAUUCUCCACCCUGAAACCCACCCAGAGCCCCCCACUGUCCCUCCUUGGCUGAUUCUCCCUCUUCCUCCUCGCUGAUUUUAAAUACUAAACCACCUUUUCUCCAAGCUGAAGCCGCCUCCAAGCACCCACAUUAAAUUCCAGGAGCAAAUCCCACAUCCUGGAGGAUUUAUUCCAUCACAUCAACAGCCUUAAAAUCCCUCUGAUCCUCGUGCUGGGGGGAGCCUGGGCUGAUUUUGGGAAGGGCUGGCUCCAGGACGUGUCCCCAGCUGAGGGGACACCGUGAGGAGCAGCAGGUCCAUCCCAACACGUCAGCAGCGCUGGAUGGUGCCAGGGAGGAGCCAGGCCGUGAUGGCACCACAUCUGUCACUCUUUUCCUGCUCGGGAGCGAUCCCGUCUGUGCGACGCCUCACGGCCGACCUUUGGCAGCUGCCGGAACAAAUCCACCUGGAUUUGCCCGUGCUGCCGUUCCCCGUGUCCCCCAGGGCCGGGGUGGAUCCCCUGCGGGGGUUUUGGGGUGUCAGGAGCCCCUCCAGGGGCCUGGAGCUGCCGGGCUCAAAUCCAGCUUUGUCCUGCCUGGACACGCUCUGGGUUUUCCUUCUCGGAAUAUUUUGUUUGCUUCAGGCCAAACUAUCAUCGUUCUCAGGAAUAAAAAUCCCAUUCUGAAGGGAAGGCUGGUGAAGUUUAAACUGGUGGGAAUCCAAACCAGUGACUCUGUGGGCACGAGCUCGCUCUGGAGGGGAUGUGGGAGCCGCAGAAAUGGGAGCUCCACCUGCCCCAGGGUGAAGCUGCCAUCCCCUCUGUCCCCCUGCUUAUUUCAGCCAAAAUUAAAAGCCAUCAAUUAAUUUAUUUUUUUUUUGCUAAAUAUUGAUGAUGGUGAAUGCAAGUCCAAAAGAGAAAGCAACCAUUCUAGGUAGAAUCCAGGCAGAAUAGAGGAUGGAUUUUUAAUUAAUGAGUGUGGAGGUGAUGGGAGCUUCACCUCUGUCUGUACCAGUGCUCAGGAAGUGUUUGGGUAAUUUAGAAUCAAGGGAAAAACUCAUAAGUCUGCAGCCCAUGGAAACUCCUUGGUAAAGGGCUGUGUGUGAAACAUGCAGAUUUAUCCAGGGAAAAAUUUAAUGGAGAGACUGCACAGGAGCCAGAGGGCUGAGGCCUUCCAUUGUGUCAGGAGAAUCUCACUGGAGUGGGAAGUGUCUCUGCUGGGAUAGAACAUUUCUGGGAACGUGGGAGAUAUGGCUCUGAUCUUGUCAGAAAGCCAGCAGAGCCACUGGAGCAGGAUGAUCCAUCGGGAGAGGCUGCUGGAAAAGUGAAGGAGACCUCCAAGAGCAUCUCCCACCGCUGUGGUGGUGACAUCCCUCAUUUUCCCUUUGCUGGCAUCCCUGGUUUUCCCUUCAGUGACAUCCCUUGUUUUUCCAGCACUCCCAGAUGCUGUGGGGCCAUCCCAGGAGACAUCCAAACAGCCUGUGGGUUAUUCCCACAUUUAUGUAACAUUAUUGGCACGUAUCAACAUUUCUCCCAAAUUAGAGUGGAGCUUCCUGAGACCUCUGGAGGUUUUAGGAAGUGAGUAGGCAGCUCUUCCCUAAGCACCUGGAAACACAAACUGUGUGGCCUCCUGUGGAGGGAAAGUCAGUCGUGGCUUCUGUUUUCCACCUUUUUCCAGCUCCAUGGGAAUUGGGAGUUUCAGGGGGAUUUUUCAUGGGUUUAGUGUGUCAGUGGUGCCUCCUCCAGAGCUGCUCUGUGCUCACAGGGAGCUUUUUCCACGUUAUGUUCCUGGCAGGUCGAGGGACAGGGAUGAGCUCUUGAUCACAAUCUCAGCUCUAAAAGUUGAGUUUCUGGUUUCAACUCCCAUUUUCUGGUUUUUCUGACCCCUUUAUUGCCACUUACCCAGCAGUCUCUGUGUCUGCAUCCUGCCAUUCCCCAUCCCUGGGUAUGGAGCUCUGGAAGCCCCCUGGGUCUGCAGGUUUUCCAGGGAGCCUUUGCUAAUUCCCACAUGUUAAUCCCAACUGUUAAUCCCUAAUCAGCCAGAGGAAUUAAUAACUUCUUCCUUCUUUUCCAGGUCGACGCACAAUGAGAUGGAAAAGAACAGGCGUGCCCAGCUCCGGCUGUGCCUGGAGAGGCUGAAGGGGCUGGUGCCGCUGGGGGCUGCGGCCGGGCGGCACACGACGCUCAGCCUCCUCACCAGGGCCAGGCUCCACAUCCAGCUGGAGGACCAGGAGCGCCGGGCGCUGCACCAGAUCGAGCAGCUGCAGCGGGAGCAGCGGCACCUGCAGCGGCAGCUGGAGAAGCUGGGCAUGGAGCGGGUCAGGAUAGACAGCAUCGGCUCCAGCCUUUCCUCCGAGCGCUCCGACUCGGAUCGAGGUGAGAGCCCUCGCCGGGGCGCGGCCGGCGGGAGGCCUGGCCCCGUUGGAACGCCAACCGUUCCCAUUCCUCCGGCAGAAGAGAUGGAUGUGGAUGUGGAGAGCACGGACGACCUCCCCGCCGACCUGGACUGGAGCAGCAGCAGCCCCAGCGACUCGGACGAGCGCGGGAGCCUCCAGAGCCUGGGCAGCGACGAGGGAUAUUCCAGCUCCGGCGGGACCAGGGCCAGGCUGGCCGGCAGCCGUAAGCUUCCCGUCGGGAUAUAGGGAGCUGAUCCCGCGGCCGCCGUCCCCUUGGGAUCCCGUUAGCCAGCACACCGACCCUGCCAGCAUUCCCCGCACGGAAAUACCGAACAUCCCACAGCUCCAGCCGCUCCCGGGGCUCCGUCUGCACCGCCAGCCUCUCUGGCCGAACCUUCUCUGCCAGGCCCGACAUUCCAGCCACGCCUGAAGCGCCCGGGAAUAUCCUGGCAAUAACAGCAACCUCAAGAGCCUUCCCCGGGCUCCUUCCCAGGCUGUCACUGCCCGCUAUUCCCGAUCUUCUCUCCGCUUGGGUGGCGACAUCGUGUUCCUAAUCCUCAGGACCGAAGAAGCUGAGCUUCUGGGAGCAGAUCCGAAGAGAGAGCCGGUCCUUUGUGGAGUUUCCAUCCGUGACAGAGCGGAGCCAGGCCGGGAACACAGAGCAUUUUGGGCACAGGGAUCAGCCUCAGUCGGGGGUUCCUUCCCCCGACUCUAAAUAUUCAGGGACACCCCAUCCCAGCCCUCGUGUCGUCCCGGAGCGUUCCUGGCGUGGGGAGCAGCGCUCAGAGCCAUCCUCACCCCUCGGGUUGGCCUCCUCCGGGCUGGGAAGUUUCUGCCCUCCCUAAACCCGAAAGGGAUGUCCCACCUCCCUUCGUGGCGCGGCAUUCCAGAGCCCUGGAAUUCCUUUUCCACGCUUCUAGUCUCGGGGACAAUUCUUUCUACCUCGGAGGGAGCCCACGGACUCUCUCCACCCCUUCAGCACAAAGAUGAUGCCUCUGCUCAGCAAUAACCCCACGGGACUCCCCGGAUCGUGUCCAUCCCUCCGGGAUUUCCCCAGGCUCGCGGAGGAUUCCAGAAGCCACCACAGGGAGGGAAGCCCUGGGGUCAGGGGGGUUCUGAGCCAGGGCACCGUCAGCUGCCAGUGGUGUGGGUUCGUUUCCCGAUGCACUGGAGGGAGCAUUCCCUGCUCCUAGAGAUGCUCUGGGAAUGUUGACGUGCAGAGAGCUCUGCUUCCAGCACUUUCCUUUUCCCCUGGAGUGCUCCAAGGGCUUUUCCAGCCCCGUGGAUCCGGCCAGGCCCUGGUGAGGAGUGGGCAAGGAGCUCUCCAGGGCUUUUCCCAGCUCUGGGAAAAGACAAACCCUGACCCUCUGCCAGUCCCUUUCAGGAAUCGCCAGUGCUGAAAGGCAUCGAGGUGCUCCAUGGAGUGUGAGGGGAUGAGCAGCAGGAGACUCCAGUGCUUUUUCUUUUCCUUUGUCCUUUCCCCUUUUCCUGUUUCCCUUUUCUCCUUCUCCUCCUUUCCUGCUUUUCCUUUCCUUUUCUCCUUUACUGUUCCCCUUUCCCCUUUUCCUUUCAACACCCCAAUCCCAUUCCUGGCUCACUUAGGGCAGUGGGAAGCCACCCACAGACCCCACAAGUUGCCCAAAUCCCCCAGAUUCUUUUUCCAUUUGCUGUCUCCUAAGAGAAGAAAAAAAAAACCCAAACCACAAGGAAUUUUCCUUUCAAGCUGCUGGAAUUUUCCACCCUCUGGCAUUGCCACAGACCAGGGGUACCUGAGCUCAACCCCCUGCGUGGUCAAAAAGAGGGAAAAAAAGGCAAAAAGAUGGAAAACACUGAGGAAAAGAGGAAUAUCAGCCCGUGGGGGCCGGUGCCUCAGGUGGCUUCUGCCUUCACCUGGGGAAUCCCAGCGGAACCCUCGGGCAGGUGAUUCCCAGCACUGGGAAGGCCCUUCCAGAGGUACAAAGCGUUGAGUUUUGCUUGGUUUUGAACAUCCUGGAGGUUUGGCCUCAGCACAAAUGAGGGGUUUUGGCAGCUUUGUGCCUUUUUGAGUUCCCAAUGCCUUUUUUUUCCCCUUUUUUCCCUUCCUAUCCCAGACUGACCCCUUUGCAGUGUCGGGCUGUGCUCCGGGAACCCCAGAACUCUGCACUAACCCGGAAUCCCCGGGUCCCCAGUGGUGGUGCCAGCCUUACCUGGAAUUCACUGAUCCACCAGCAUUCCUAUCAAAUAAGCUGCAGGAAGGACUUUUUUAUAGGUUGUGACAAAAAUCCAGGGAGUGCGGGGAGUCGGAUUGGGGCAGGGACGGGUGGGAAUCAAAAAUCCCCAAUUUUGGGCUGUUUUUCCUUUCUUUUUCCUUUUGGAAGGCAGAUCCCGAACCACCAGCUCCCGGGAAGCACCAAAAUGUUCCACCCUGAAUUUUUCCAGUGGAGCCAUCCCAUCUCCACUCAACCUUUCCUUUAUCAUUCUUUGGUACAACUCUUUUUUGUGCUUUUCCAUCAUUUCUUUCUGUCCUUUUUGCUUCCCAAGAAGUGGAUCCACCCCAGCCUUGGCUCCGCUGGGCAGUUGGGAGCGGACUCGGAUCCCAUUUCCAGCCGUUCCUGCUGUAAAUAUCCCAUUGUUGGGCUGAUCCCCGUGUCAAGCCAAUAGAAUGGUGCUUUUUUUUAGGAAUUCCAUGUUUUAGGAGAUCUUUGCUGUGUCCAUGGAUAUUUCUGUCUUGUUUGAUUGUUAGGAAAUAAAUUAUUUCGUUAUGAAA